GUGAAGAUGCAUUGGCCGACAAGGAUUUUACUAGUCAUGCGCAACCAUUUGAUGCAAUAGCAAAGGGGGCACCACAACAGCUCCUCGAGUCAACACCUUCUUCUACAGACGCGAUAUCGUCAUUUACCGCAGAUCAUGACAAACGAAGGGUCAAAAAUUAUACCUCCAAUAGUACCGAUCUCAUCCUUCGCCCCAGC
This is a messenger RNA of Amoebophrya sp. A120, 197 nucleotides long. Lineage: Eukaryota; Dinophyceae; Syndiniales; Amoebophryaceae. The record is from the annotation of a GenBank genome assembly.